Vigna radiata var. radiata (mung bean) is the source of this 1500-nucleotide messenger RNA. RefSeq names its product probable polyamine oxidase 4. Gene Ontology annotation, cellular component: peroxisome. The record is from RefSeq and is a predicted model, not a curated record. Gene Ontology annotation, molecular function: polyamine oxidase activity. The coding region runs from base 216 to 1361 and encodes 381 amino acids. Gene Ontology annotation, biological process: polyamine catabolic process. The transcript is spliced from 6 exons. Lineage: Eukaryota; Viridiplantae; Streptophyta; Magnoliopsida; Fabales; Fabaceae.
GUUCAACAAUAGCAGAACUUCUUCGUUUGAUGAAUAACAAAAAAAUAAAAAAUAAAAUAUAAAGUGUACACAUAAGAGAAAAGAUCCAUUAUAUCCAGAGUCAUAACAUGUGCUUUGUGGUUGAGAUAUUAAUUUCCGAAUAACCUGAAAGAAACCAAGUAAUAUUGAGCAUACACAACAAAACUAAUAAUCAUGACCUAAUUCAGUGCUAUGCAAUGAACCUAACCUUUGUAGUCUGUAUGCUAUUUAACAUGGAUGGUCAUCAAGUCUCUCAACAAAUGGUAAUGGAAGUUGGAGACACUUUCAAGAGAAUUCUAGCAGAGACAGUUAAAGUGAGGGAAGAGCAUCCUGAUGACAUGUCUAUUCUCCAAGCAAUUUCAAUUGUGUUAAAUAGACAUCCGGAACUAAGGCAACAAGGACUAGCUCAUGAAGUGCUGCAAUGGUAUAUAUGCAGAAUGGAAGCUUGGUUUGCUACUGAUGCAGAUAUGAUAUCACUGAAAACCUGGGAUCAGGAGCAUGUCCUCACUGGUGGCCAUGGACUCGUGGUGCAAGGAUAUGAUCCUGUUGUAAAAGCUCUUGCAACUGAUCUCGAUAUACGCUUAAACCACAGGGUGACCAAAAUAUCCAAUGGUUACAACAUGGUGAUGGUCACAGUUGAGGGUGGCAGAAACUUUGUUGCUGAUGCUGUUAUUCUAACUGUUCCUAUUGGAAUCCUUAAGGCCAAUUCAAUUGAAUUUACACCAAAAUUGCCUGAAUGGAAGACUGCAGCAAUUAAAGAUAUUGGUGUGGGAAAUGAAAACAAAAUUGCCCUGAGAUUUGAUAGAGUAUUUUGGCCUAAUGUAGAAGUUCUGGGCAUGGUGUCACCCACCUCGUAUGCCUGUGGUUAUUUUCUCAAUCUCCACAAAGCAACAGGUCAUCCAAUUCUUGUGUAUAUGGCUGCUGGAAGGUUUGCUCAUGACCUUGAAAAGCUAUCUGAUGAAUCAGCUGCAAAUUUUGUAAUGCAAAAGCUCAAGAACAUGUUUCCUCAUGCAUCUAAGCCUGUUCAAUAUUUUGUGUCACAUUGGGGAACAGAUCCAAACUCUCUUGGCUGUUAUGCAUGUGAUUUAGUAGGGAAGCCAGAUGAUGUGUAUGAGAGGCUUCGUGCACCAUUGGGUAAUCUAUUCUUUGGUGGAGAAGCUGUCAGCAUGGAUGACCACCAGGGAUCUGUGCAUGGAGCUUACUCUGCUGGGGUCAUGGCUGCUGAAAAUUGUCAGAGACAUCUUCUGCAGAAACAAGGCCAUAGAGAAAAUCUCCCUCUGGUUUCUGCUGUUAGGCAUGAAAUGUUUGAAACUACUAUACCUCUUCAAAUCUCUAGAAUGUGAUUUCUGUACUUUCCUGUUCUUGAAAAUCAGAACAAUGUUCAGCAGAAUGAGUUCCUGAUUAGAGUAAUUGCACAUUGUACUUAAACUUAAACAAUGGCAAAAUAUUAUCAAAGCUAACUUUUAUUCAUAGAGAAAUUCA